CACACACACGCACACACACCCCACGUCUGCUCCCCGCCCCUCCAUAGCAAGGGUGCAGGGGAGUCCCAGGGUGAAGCUCUGGCCCCUCCUGCCCCACACAUCUGCGAAUUAGAGCCCAGGGCCCUUCUGUGCUAGCCACCCGCAGGCAGUGUCGGUUACACACAACCUUUGAUUUUCUACGAUCUGCAAUGGGCGCCGCGGCCUCGUCUGUUCUGACGCGCCUCGGUCUUGCGCUCCCAGCCUCGGCGCAGCACCGGGCCGCUUGGCUCGGGGCGGCCGCGCUGGGGCUGGCAGCCGCCGCGGCGCUGGGGGCUGCCGCCUGGAGCACUAGGGGCCGGCGGAGCCGGCGGCGGCGGGGGCCGCGGCGGCUGCAGCAAGUGGGCACCGUAGCGCAGCUCUGGAUCUACCCCAUCAAGUCCUGCAAGGGGGUGGCUGUGAACGAAGCCGAAUGCACGGAGAUGGGGCUCCGCAGCGACAACUUAAGGGACAGGUUUUGGUUGGUGAUUAAGGAAGAUGGUCACAUGGUCACUGGAAGGCAGGAGCCUCGCCUGGUGCUGAUCUCCAUAAAGUGGGAAAAUGACCAAAUGACGCUCAGUGCUCCAGAUAUGGAUGAUCUGGUUGUACCUCAAAAAAUACCCUCUACCAAUGCUAUUCGGAACUGCAGGGUAUUUUCCGUUGACAUUCAGGGUAGAGACUGUGGAGAUGAAGUAUCUCGGUGGAUCACCAGCUACUUAAAAACAGAAACAUUUCGACUGGUUCAGUUUGAGACCCAAAUGAAGGGAAGAAAGUCAACAGAAAUUUUCCAACCCUUUAUUCAGAAUUACCAGGUGGCUUAUCCAGACUGCAGUCCCCUCAUGAUGAUCUCAGAGGCUUCCCUGUCGGACCUUAAUACAAGACUAGAGAAGAAAAUAAAAAUGGAACAAUUUAGGCCGAAUAUCGUGGUUACUGGCUGCAGUGCUUUUGAGGAGGACACCUGGGAUGAAAUCCUCAUUGGGAGUGUGGAAAUGAACAAGAUUUUGGCUUGCCCCAGAUGUAUCAUGACAACAGUGGACCCAGACACUGGGAUCAUUACCAGAAAAGAGCCCCUGGAAACUCUGAAGAGCUACCGUCUCUGUGACCCGUCAGAGAAGCAUAUAUACAAAUCAUCCCCACUCUUUGGGAUGUAUUUUUCAGUGGAAAAGACUGGGAGCCUAAAAGUCGGUGACCCUGUGUAUCUGAUCACUCAGUGAUGGAAGUCCUGGGGGUGACAAGUACCACAUGGUUGAUAUGGUUAAAAAAACUGGAAAGGGAUUGACCAGGAUCACACAGCGACAUCUCUGCAGAUCCUGUAACAUAAAGCCUUUUAGUAGAUUUGUCUUAGAAAAACCUGAUGCUACUUCUGACUCUCCAUUGAUACUCAUGUUCUGUAUGUUGAUGUGACAAAAGGGAAAGGUCUGGGCAGGGAUGUGGUAGAAGAAGGAAUAAUAAUAACAGGCUAAAGUUUCUGUGGUAGCAAGGAAUUGGAAACAAACUAGAUGUCCAUUUAUUGGGGAAUAGCUAAACAAAUUUUAGUAGAUAAAUGUAAUGGACUAUUAAUGUGCUAUAAGAAAUGAUGAAUGUGAUGGAUGCAGAGAAGCAUGGAAAGAUCUACAUGAACUAAUGAAGAGUAAAAUAAACAGAAGAAAACAACAUCCACAAUGAUUACAAUGAUGCAAAUGAAAUUAAACUGAAUUAAUAUAACCAAAUUAAAACAGAAAGAAUAGUCAAAAAAUAAUCAAAAGUGAAAGUUGAAAGUUUACAAAGAAUGAUCAUGGCCCAAAGGACAGAAAUGGGAAGACACCCCUACCUCACUUUGCAAAGGUGAGAUGUCCACAGGUAUGGUAUGUUGAACAUAUUUUCAGAGUUUUUGAUGUAUUGAUAAGUUUUGCUGAUUUUUCUUCUUUUUUCCCUUUAAAAAUAUUAUUUGUAAUAUGGGAUGGCUCUCUCAGAUGAGAGAAGAGGAGGAACACUGGAAGACAUUCUGGUGAUAUAAAAAAUCAAAAGAUAUCAAUAAAAUUCAUUUAAAAAUAAUAAGCUAAUUAAAAUGACAUUUCUUAAAUCCCUAACUUUGGUAUUAAUGAGGAAAAGUAAGAGAAAGAACUGAGGGAAAAUCAGUAAGCCUUUAAAGUGUAAUAUUUCCAACAUUCCCUAUUUGAAGGUAAAUUGGAGGACUCAGGCACUUGCUUCUUUCACAUUUUCCCACUGUGUUUAUACCACUGGUAGGCUCUAUUUCACAAAUCAAUUGUUACCUUUAUUUUCCUGCCAUUAAGAAACAGGAUUGUACCUGAUAUGUGAGUUUUUAAUAUGGAGAGACAUUAUUUUUAACCUUUUUGUGACAGGAAUAUUUCUAAUAAGAAUGGAGGACAGGAGAAUGGAAUUUUGAUUGGAAUGGAAUGUUUAAGGCAGGGAUUGGCCUAAGGGGAGUAUGAAUGUUUUUAGAGAUAUGAAAACUUGGCUUAAACUAAUGGAAAUGUCCUAUUUUAGCAGCAUGAUUAAGAAAGAAAUCUUCCUGAAUCAGUCUGCCAAUGAGAUAAUCUACUUCUGCUUCUAUGGUAUUUUUAUUGUAAUAAAUAUAAUUCAAAUUAAACAUUUAAAAAUUUUGA
Dromiciops gliroides (monito del monte) is the source of this 2621-nucleotide messenger RNA. RefSeq names its product mitochondrial amidoxime reducing component 2 (gene MTARC2). NCBI's taxonomy places the organism in Eukaryota, Metazoa, Chordata, Mammalia, Microbiotheria, Microbiotheriidae. Bases 189 to 1229 code for a protein of 346 amino acids. Gene Ontology annotation, molecular function: nitrate reductase activity; molybdopterin cofactor binding; molybdenum ion binding. The record is from RefSeq and is a predicted model, not a curated record. Gene Ontology annotation, biological process: nitrate metabolic process. Gene Ontology annotation, cellular component: mitochondrial inner membrane. The transcript is spliced from 8 exons.